Myotis lucifugus (little brown bat) is the source of this 2708-nucleotide messenger RNA. It is a transcript of the gene PRADC1, whose product is annotated as protease associated domain containing 1. Bases 370 to 936 code for a protein of 188 amino acids. The record is from RefSeq and is a predicted model, not a curated record. NCBI's taxonomy places the organism in Eukaryota, Metazoa, Chordata, Mammalia, Chiroptera, Vespertilionidae. The transcript is spliced from 5 exons.
ACCUCGUUCCUGGUCAUCCCCUGCCAGCCCACCCACCAUCCCUGGAGGUCGCGCAGAGUCCAAUCCAAACUGAGGAAUGCUGGGGCGGGGCCGAGUGGGGGCCGCAGUUGCUGUUAAGAGUUUAGACCAAUCAGCCCUCGGCCCCACUUCUCUCGACCAGUAGGAAGUGGGGAAAGGCGCAGAGGUAGAAAGUGUGGCUAGAAGAGCAGGCGUCGGAGCCAAUCAGCCGUGGGCCUCGUUCCCAUUCGCCAACCAGCGGCAGGAGCGGGCCUGGGGGUGGGAGGCCGGGGCAGCUGUCAGGCUGAAGUCCGGCGAGCAACGCGCGGCGGGGAGGCUGAAGGAAGCGCGGCGCCCGGCCGGGCCCUGGAGAUGGUCGUCGGCGCCGCGGGCUGGUGGUGUCUCGUGCUCUGGCUCCCCGCCUGCGUCGCGGCCCACGGCUUACGCAUCCAUGAUUAUUUGUACUUCCAAGUGCUGAGUCCUGGAGACAUUCGAUACAUUUUCACAGCUACACCUGCAAAGGAUUUUGGUGGCAUCUUUCACACAAGGUAUGAGCAGAUUCACCUUGUCCCUGCGGAACCUUCAGAGGCCUGUGGAGAACUCAGCAACGGUUUCUUCAUCCAGGACCAGAUCGCUCUGGUGGAGAGGGGGGGCUGCUCCUUCCUCUCCAAGACCCGGGUGGUACAGGAACAUGGCGGGCGGGCAGUGAUCAUCUCUGACAACGCAGUUGACAAUGACAGCUUCUACGUGGAGAUGAUCCAGGACAGUACCCAGCGCACGGCUGACAUCCCUGCCCUCUUCCUACUCGGCCGAGAUGGCUACAUGAUCCGCCGCUCCCUGGAACAGCAUGGGCUGCCAUGGGCCAUCAUUUCCAUUCCAGUCAAUGUCACCAGCAUCCCCACCUUUGAGCUGCUGCAACCACCCUGGACCUUCUGGUAGAAGAGUUGGUUCCACCUUCCAGCCAGCUCUAGGCUGGGAAGGGGAAAUCCAGAAAUUCUGCUGUUUGGGACUUGGAGAUAGCAUUUGGGGAUAGGUGGAGCCAGGUAGAGGAAAAAGGCUUGCACCUUUGCUAGGCUAAGGGAAGUCACACCACUGUUCUCCCUUCCCCAGGGCCCCCAAGGGUGUCCCAUGUUAUGGGAAGAUGCAAGAAACAUGCCUCAGGGCUUCUUGACUAGAAUCUGGAACAAAAGGGGCUAAAGGCAGGUGGCCUGAAAGCCAUCCGUGACCUGUCACCUCUCACCUGGCUCCAGCCUCCCCGACCCAGGGUCUCUUGUGUCCUUCACAGCAGUUACUGGGGUGGUUUAAGGAGCUGGUGUUUGAGGACUUAAUAAACCCUCACUGACUUUUAGCAAUAAAGCCUCUCAUCAGGGUUGCAACUGUGUCCUAGAAUAAGAGCUCAUGGGUGGGAGGGCCUUCAAACUCACCCAUCUGGCCCCAUGCCCUUGUGUUGAGGGGAGGAGAUUGAGGCCCAGAGACAAUAAAUGACUUGUCCAAGGUCUUUUAGGACCACUACUCAGAUCGCUAAUCUUGGAUCCCAACACAGCCUCCUGCCUAAGAUCUUAGGAGCCAUAGUCCCUGGGGAGAAGGAUCAUCUUGCUGCCUAGUGCUGGGGAACCAUGCUUGCCCAUGGAGGAUCCUUGCUCUGGGGGUUUAGAACAUCAGCAAAGCGGAGUGUAGGUGAGACCAGAGAUGAGCCUAAACUGGGGAGCUAGAGCUCCCACCUCCUGCCAUUAUCUGGUCUACCUUUCAAGCCUUUUCACCACCCACGACUGCUGCGUGCUCCAGCAGCUUGUCAAGUCAUUCUCCACCAAGCAUGCCUUCAGAGCCUGUCACCACUCACAUUUUAUUGAGAAGAGUGGGCAGGCGGGGAUAGGAGGGGAUGCUGGCUGCUGUGAAGGAGCAAGAACCCAAUAGGCCAGACAGAAAGGCUCCACCUGGCUCAUAAUCCAGGGAAGGGCCUGUGGGCAGGCACCUGUCUUCGUAGGAUCCCUUAGCAGGGGGAUGUGAAGACCCCUUAGGGAAGGUAGGCAGAAAGGAAUCGCAGGUGAUGGGUUAUAAUUCCUACAGCUUCCAACACAAGAGUGAGGGGUACUGCUAAUUUGGGGUUGGAGGAUACAGUCAGGGCUAAUCUCCGAGUAUCUAACCCAGCUCUUCUAGGUUUCUGGAAGACUUCAAUGUUCCUCUGCGGAGACCCUAAAGAUGGAUUGAGGCCAGGAGAGCCCCUAACUGACCCAUAUUCAACUGGUCCCAGGGAACAAUUUGGAGCAUCCUAAGGAGCACAGGCCUGUCACCCCCAGGUCUCAGCCAUGCUGCUAGAGUCUUCAAUGGGAAGUGGUGUGAGGAAGGGGUAAUGAUCACCCACACGCCCCUUCUGAGGGAAGCAGAAGCCUUUUCCGUACCCUGUGGGGCCAGCCACUGUGCCAGGGCCUGAAAGGCAAGGCACAAAAUAGAGAUUCUGGAGUUUGGGGAAGGAGUUAGUCUCCACUCCCCCAGAUGUCCAAGGAGAGGAAGGUAAUUCCCCUGGCUCAGUGUUUCCUGGCAGAGCCUUAGGGAAAGUGUUCUGGAGGCCCAGUUCCUUUCCUGCCUCACCCAGCUGUGCUAGUAGUAGUCAGGCAGUUGCCCUUAUAAACUACAACGAUGGGAAGUGGGGAAGGUGAGGGCAAUGCACCCCCUCUUCUUUCUUCUUCAAUAAAGUAAGGCUGUUCUCAGAC